AUGCUCCUGUUUAAUGAGCCUCAAAAGGCGAUUGCCUCUGAAUCAACUGCAAAAGACAACAAAAUUGAUAAUCUGAUACAAGAUAUCGACGACGCUGCUAAAAAGAUGGCUGAUGAUCAAUCCAAAGAAACCGAAAGCGCAGACGAAAGCGAACCUUCAGGUGACCAUCCUAAUGUCCAGGGGGAGGGUCCAAAUCCUCAUCACGAUCAAGGAUCUUCAUUCCAGGGGGAGAAAUCAUCGCCAAAUACAUCAAGCUCUACUGAAAUUCCAACCAAUGAAGGGGAUACAAAUGCUGGUCCUGAACAGGAGUCAUUCUUCGAGGGGAAGAACACCAAUGUCGGUGAUGAUGACAUUCUGUCUGAAUUAGAGGAAGAAAUCAAUGCUGAAUUGGAUCCUAUCUAUGAUCCAAAUUUUCCUCCACUUAUCAAAUGGACAAAAUAUCACCCUCAAAGUCAAAUUAUCGGGGAAUCUUCAGAAACAUCUUUACAGGGAACCGCUGACUCAAAUGCAGAGAGGCUUGACUCUCUUGUCAAUAAGAUGGCCACCUCAGUUGCCUCCGAACUGCAGUCAUUUGCCAGUCUUCGUCAAUCUCUCAGUGAUGACAACAACUUGUUUAAGGCGACUAUUGAGGAGCGCCUAACUAAGCUGCAUGAGGACCUCGCUUCAGAGAACUCAGUGAUGGAUGCUCUCGCUCGUAAGACCACUGCUCUCAAGGACAAGAGUCUUCAUCUUUUCCAUUCUCAAAAGGAAGUCGAAUCUCUUGGAUCUGAGCAUGAGCAGUUGGUUCAAAGCUUGGUCUCUUCAUCCAGGCAUUCUGAGAUCUCAUGUGGGCGUUUCUGGUCUCUCAUCACCAACUGGGCAAUGGACCGCCUUCGUGUUCCAUUAAUGGCAGAUUCUUUGCUCUCAUCCAUUGCUACCUUUCAUACGACAAAAAUCAUUGUCACUGAUCCAACCAAGUUUUCUUUUAUUGGAUCCAUUCCAGAAGCAUUGCUCGGUCGUAUCGCUGCGUUGAGUAACGUUCUCCAACAGUACAGGAAGCGUCCAUCGGUUGGCCCAAGAGAGCUUACGCCAACUAUGAUUCGCUUUAUUGAAGAGGCUGACAAGCCAACUAAAAGGGGUAAGAAGCCUGAAACACAGAAGGAAGGCCCUAGCGAUGAUGAUGACGAUGAGCUUGUUACAAAGUGUCAUCUCAAGGUAGUAAAUGAAAAGCUUGAUCAACUGCUUUCAUCCUCUUCCUCUGGUGCAUAUUCUGAAGCUACAUUAAAGGCCUUAUUUUCCUCUGUCGUUACCGAACACAGUGCCACUUUAUCUGCUGCAGCCGAAGCAAUCGAAGCCUCUACUUCCCAAUGUCAACAAGCCUAUCUUGCUGUUGAUGCCUCUACUAAGGAGUGCAAGGAAGCGACUGAAAAAGUCGAUAAACUAGUCUCCGAAGCUCAUUUGUUUUUAGAUUCAUCGCAUGUUGCUGCUACUAAAAACGCCCAAAAUGUCAAUGCUUCAGUAGAGAACCUUCAAAGGUCUCUUCAAUCUGAACGCUCAAACCCUGAAGCGGCACGCCAAGCCAUUGAAGAAGCCAACGAAACUCUCCAUGCUAAUGUAAAUGACCGCUUAACUCAAAUGGAGGCGGAGUUAGCUGUAGAGAAUCGCAUUAUGGAUGAGCUGGACAGACGUACUGCACAACUUAAAUUGCAAACCCACAAGCUACGUACUGCUAAUGCUAAGAUUAAUGACCUCAAGUCAGAAAGGGAGGUCAUUAGGAGUUCUACUACAGAUGUUCACUCCAUCCUCCUUCAUCUCAUUGAGGCUCACGAUCCGAUCAUCACUAUAACUGUCAGGCGUCAUCUGGCAGACAAGCUAAGAACGACAUUGGACAUUCUUAGCUCUUCGGUCAGCAACAAGGACAAAAAGAAGAAGAAAAUCGAUGAGGACGACACAGACAAUGAAGAUGAUGUCUAUGCUGAGAAUCCUAAGAAACCCUUACAGAAGGUUAAGACCUCUGAAAAAUAA
Lactuca sativa (garden lettuce) is the source of this 2004-nucleotide messenger RNA. Lineage: Eukaryota; Viridiplantae; Streptophyta; Magnoliopsida; Asterales; Asteraceae. The record is from RefSeq and is a predicted model, not a curated record.